AUGAAACAUAAAUCCUUAGGUGCCAAAUCAGGACUAUCGCGUACUGCAUCAAAUAAGCUGUGGCCCACUGUGCAUUUCAUUGUGCAGCUUAUAGCUGCACUUUUAUGGUCAUGCCACAACCGCAACAACAACUACAUGCAUACGUGCAUACAAGUAUGCGCUUUCGUUAUUCAACCCCUGCUGCUAAUUUUUAUGAUCGCACUGCGCCAGUGGCAAGGAGUUGCCACCACACAAUUCAGCUUUAGUGGCCGCGACAGUAGCAGCGAGCCUAGUUCAGCCUUCAAUGUGCCAUGUAUAACAGGAUAUUUUCGCUGCAACGAUGGUAAAUGCAUACCCUCGCUGGGCGUGUGCAACUAUCAGAAGGAUUGCGAAGGCGGCGAAGAUGAACAACAAUCGUGUCCGCCACCUGAAUGCGAAGCGGGACAAAUCAGCUGCGGCCAAUAUGUCUUUAAUAAGACCUACUGCAUACCGCCGCAUUUUCGUUGUGAUAUGACGGAGGAUUGUGAGGACAAAUCGGACGAAGCGCAGUGCACUUACAGAAAAUGUCAAUCGAGCGAUGUGUUCUGCAAUGCACCCGGCGGUUUGGCUCCAUCCGACGGUAGUCGCUUGUCCGGUCCCUGUGUGCCGAAGGAGAAACGUUGUGACGGUUAUCUGGACUGUCGCAAUGGACGCGAUGAGGAGGGUUGCACAGGCAUCUCGUGUCGUUUGGAUCAGUUUCGUUGUGCCAAUGGGCAGAAGUGUAUUGACGCUUCGCUCAAGUGUAAUCACAAAGACGAUUGCGGUGACAAAUCUGAUGAGCAGGGCUGCAACUUUCCCCCCUGCCAUCAUGGCCAAUUCCGUUGCACGAAUGCCUUAUGCAUCCCAUCCAACUUCUAUUGUGAUGGAUAUCACGAUUGUGCCGACGAAAGUGAUGAGGCCAAUUGCACAGCAAUCGCAUGUCCUGAUAACAAGUUCCUUUGUCCGCGCGGAGGCCCAAAUGGCACACCCAAGUGUAUACUAAAAUCUCAACUGUGCGAUGGCAAGCGCGAUUGUGAGGAUGGCAGCGACGAGGAGACCGCCUGCUCUACCGGUUCUUGCCCUGCACUCAGUUGUGAAUAUCGUUGCGGUCCCUCACUGACAGGUGGCGUCUGCUAUUGCCCGACUGGUCAGGCGAUUUCUGCCGACAACCGCACUUGCAUGGAUCUGGAUGAGUGUGCCGAAUGGGGUCACUGCGAUCAAUUAUGUACGAAUACCGAUGGUUCAUUUACCUGCCAGUGCGCGCAGGGCUACAGCCUUUUCAAUAACUCGAAAUGUAUUGCGCCUGAUGCCAAUUAUCUGCAGCUGAUAUUUGCGCAUGAUCGUGCCGUUGUACGCAUGUCCGCACAUGGCGGUGAUCCACGUGUGCUGGCCAAUGCCACUGCCGCGUCGGGUGUGGCCUACCACUACCAGCGCAAUACGCUUUAUUGGUCCGAUAUUAAGACGCGUAAGGUGCAGUCCAUACCACUGGAUGUCUUCAACGGUGCUAUAUCCCCCUUGGAUCUUACCCUGCCCGGUACUUGGGCACCCGUCGCGCUGGCCGUGGAUUGGGUGGGCGACAAGAUCUAUGUGGCCGACUUGAUUGGACAGAAAAUAGAUGUUUUUGAAUUGGGCGGUCAUUGGCAUGCGGUCGUAUUGGGUUCAAAUCUUACCAGCCCUGCAGAUUUGGCGCUCGAUCCAACAUCAGGUCUUAUGUUCGUAGCUGACGGUGGUCAGGUGCUGCGCGCGCACAUGGAUGGCACGCAUGCGCGUUCGAUCGUUUCCGAAGCAGCGUAUAAAGCAUCUGGCGUGACUGUGGAUAUCAUUGCGAAACGCGUUUACUGGUGUGACUCCCUACUGGACUAUAUUGAGACCGUCAACUAUGAGGGUAAUCAACGCAUAAUGGUUUUGCGUGGACAGCAAGUGCCAAGUCCAUCACGGCUGGCACUCUUCGAAAAUCGCAUCUACUGGACGGACGCCACAAAACAAGGCAUCAUGUCCGUGGAUAAGUACACCGGCCCCACUUCCAUACAAGUCACCUACAAAGCGAAGGACAUACGCGAACCGAAGGGCAUUGUCGCUGUACAUGCGCUUAGUCAACCGCGCGUAUCUAAUCCAUGCGGCAACAACAAUGGGGGCUGCAACCACAUGUGCAUCGUGACGGCAGUUAAGGGUGCACCCACUGGUCUGGGUUAUCGUUGCGCUUGCCACACAAAUUAUCAACUUCAAACUGACCUAAAGAAUUGUAAACUUGUGCGCGAAUUUCUCAUGUACUCCCAACAGCGCUUCAUCAAAGGUAAGGUGCUCGAGCCAGUUAUUGAGGGCUUUAGCGACGCUAUACUACCAGUGGUAUCGAGACGUGCACGCUUUGUGGGUUUGGAUUUCGAUUCACGCGAUGAGUUCAUCUACUAUUCGGAUGUGCUGCAAGAUGUGAUCUAUCGCGUACAUCGCAAUGGCACUGGACGCGAAAUUGUGCUUGCCUCACAGAACGAAGGUGUCGAAGGUCUGGCCGUGGAUUGGGCAUCAAAGAAUCUGUACUACAUUGAUUCACGCAAAGGUACGCUAAAUGUGCUCUCUACACGUAACGUAACCUAUCGACGCACGCUAUUGAAGGAACUCAAACGCCCGCGCGCCAUUGUUGUGCAUCCAAAUCGAGGUUACAUCUUCUUCUCAGAAUGGGACCGACCUGCGAAUAUUACGCGCGCAAACACAGAUGGCACCAAUUUGCUUGUUUUCAAGAACGUCACGCUCGGCUGGCCUAAUGGUCUCUCGAUCGAUUUCAAAGAGGAUCGCGUUUAUUGGUGUGAUGCACUGCUGGAUCAUGUGCAGCACUCUAAUCUCGAUGGUACUGACAUCAAGACAGUCAAUUCGCGCUUGGUGCGUCAUCCCUUCUCCAUUGUGAUACACAACGAAUGGAUGUAUAUCACGGACUGGCGGCUGGAUGCCAUUAUACGUCUGCACAAACUCACUGGCGAACAGGAGGAAAUGAUGGUACGCGAACCGCAAACGAACCGCCUCUAUGGCGUGAAGGUAUACAGUCAUGAGGUUCAAACUAUCGCCGACAUACACCCUUGCCAUGUAAACAAUGGCGGUUGUGAGAAAAUUUGCUUUGCUAUACCGAGAAAUGAUUCCAUGCAACCGACAUUGCAGACGCGUUGCUCUUGUCCGUAUGGAGAGCGGCUGGCAGAGGAUCAGCGUUCAUGCGCGGCGGAUCCCAAUGCCGAACCACCAGUGCAGCCCUGUCCCAACUCGUGGGACUUCACCUGCAACAACCAGCGCUGUAUACCCAAAUCGUGGGUGUGCGAUGGAGAUGACGAUUGUUUGGACAACAGCGAUGAAGAGCAGAAUUGCACAAAACCAACAUGCGGCUCCAAUGAGUUCCAAUGCAAGUCCGGUCGUUGUAUACCACUCAACUUCCGUUGCGAUCAGGAGAAUGACUGCGGCGACAACUCUGACGAAUUCGAAUGCGGUAAUGUCACUUGCGGCACCGCACAGUUCGCCUGCGACAAUGGCCGUUGCAUACCGAAUAUGUGGAAGUGUGAUAGCGAAAACGAUUGCGGUGAUGGCUCUGAUGAGGGUGAUUUUUGUGCGGAGAAAACCUGCGCCUACUUCCAGUUUACCUGCCCGCGCACCGGUCACUGCAUACCUCAGAGUUGGGUUUGCGAUGGCGAUGAUGAUUGCUUCGACAAACAGGAUGAAAAGGACUGCCCGCCGAUCACGUGCUUAGCGAACCAGUUUAAGUGUGCCGAUCUACGACAGUGCGUCGAGGAAUCUUACAAAUGUGAUGGCAUACCAGAUUGUAAUGAUGGCAGCGAUGAGCUGGACUGUCCGUCUAUGGGUCCGAAUCAAUGCAAUUUAGAAAAACACUUCCGUUGUAAGUCUUCUGGUUUCUGCAUACCCAUUGCUUGGCAUUGUGAUGGCUCCAACGAUUGUUCCGAUCAGUCCGAUGAGGAGGAUUGCGGUCAGAUCACUUGCGCACAAAACUUCUUCAAAUGUAAUAAUUCAAACUGCGUUUUUAAGGCGUAUAUUUGUGAUGGCAAAGACGAUUGUGGUGAUGGAUCUGAUGAGAGUUCGUUGCAUGCGUGUGUACCACCACCCUUCAAGUGUCCGUACGGUCAAUGGAAAUGUCCGGGAGUUAGCGAACGUUGCGUUAACAUGACUUCAGUAUGCGAUGGCACUGCUGAUUGUCCGAAUGGCGCGGAUGAAGGCGAAGGUUGCGAUCUGGCAGAGUGUACACAUCAAGGUGGUCUCUGUUCGAACGGCUGUCAAAAGACACCUUUGGGCGCCACCUGUGUUUGCCCACCUGGCUCAGAGAUUGGCGAAGAUGGAUACACUUGCGUCGAUAUGAACGAGUGCGAUCCACCAGGCCUCUGCUCGCAACAGUGUACCAAUACGAAGGGCUCCUAUUUCUGCUCAUGUACAGAUGGUUACCUAUUAGAGCCGAACAAACACUUCUGCAAAGCGGUUAAUCACUCUGCUGCUUUCCUAAUCAUAUCUAAUCGUCAUUCCAUACUUGUUGCGGAUUUGAAAGAGCAGGGCUUGGAGCGCGUGCCAAUAAUUGUGGAAAACGUCGUUGCAACAGCUUCAAAUAUGCAUACAGGCACGAUUUUCUGGAGCGAUAUGAAACUAAAGAAAAUCUCACGCUUGGAUCGUGGUCAGGAACCGCAGGAAAUAAUCAACACCGGCUUGGACUUGGUUGAAGGUUUAGCCUACGAUUGGGUUGCACGAAAUCUCUACUGGCUGGACAGUAAAUUGAACACGAUCGAGGUUUCUGCUGAGAAUGGUUCGAACCGGUUGGUUUUGGUGCGCGAGAACAUCACGCAACCACGUGGUAUGUGCCUCGACCCUAGCCCCGAUGCACGUUUCAUCUUCUGGACCGAUUGGGGUGAAAAUCCGCGCAUCGAACGCAUUGGCAUGGACGGCACAAUGCGUGAAACAAUCAUUAACACGAAAAUUUACUGGCCGAAUGGUCUAACAUUGGACAUUGCCACAAAACGAGUAUACUUCGCUGAUUCUAAACUGGAUUUCAUUGACUUCUGCUAUUACAAUGGCACAGGUCGGCAACAAGUUUUGGCAAGCAGUCACUACUUGCUGCAUCCGCAUUCGCUCUCACUCUUCGAGGAUACACUUUACUGGACAGAUCGCCAACUAAAUCGUGUGCUAUCUGCUAACAAAUUUCGCGGUAAGAAUCAGACAGUGGUUUCUCACCUAAUCAGUCAACCACUCUCCAUACACGUGCACCAUCCCUCACUCCAACCACUGUACUCAAAUCCAUGUGAAAAGUCGAUCUGCCAGCAUCUUUGCUUGCUGAGUCCAAGCGCUAAAGAAGGCUAUUCGUGCAAGUGUCGGCCGGGCUAUCGUCUAAUGAGCGAGGGACGUUGCCUGGAAGAAGAGAACCCAUUCUUAGUUGUUGUAAAGGGCACGCAGAUUGUCGAUAUACCGUUGAAUGGUGGUGAUGCGCGCGCUGGUUCACUCGCGCCUGUUAUCGGCAUUGAGAGCAGCACUGGCUUAGACUUCGAUCGUAAAGGUGAAACACUUUAUUGGAUACAAGGGCGGGAGGAUGAUGAUGAAAACUGCACUAUAUUCUCCACACCUUACGGCGGCGGUAACAAAACGCAAUUCCUCGGCACUGACACCGGCAUUGUUGGCUCGCCUUACACCAUUGCCUUUGACUGGCUGGGCCGUAAUCUCUAUAUGGGCAAUCGCAUUGCCAGUAAUAUAGAAGCUGUGCGUGUGGAUGGUAAAAUUAAGUAUCGCACUAUCAUUCUUGCCAACGAUGGUAAUCAAACAUCAGUUUCAAAACCGAAACAAAUAGUGCUGGACCCCAACGAUGGCAAACUGUUUUGGAUCGAUGAGGGUGGUUUUGGUGUACCAGUGAAGAUUGGGCGCGUGAAUAUGAAUGGCAACAAUCCGAUGAUGCUGAAAUCCGAAAUCGAUCACCCAGAGAGUAUUGCUUUGGACAUCGAAAAGAAACUGGUGUAUUAUAGCACGCAAUAUCCGGCAUCUAUCUGUGUCAUGGACUACCAUGGCGAAGACCAUCGUGUGUUGCUUUCAGAAGAGAAUGCCAUUUCGCGUCCGAGAAGUUUGGGCAUUUUAGACUCCCGCCUAUACUAUCUCGAUCCUGUAUACGAGAAAAUUGUGCGUGUUGAUUUACCACGCGGCGAUAAUCCCAAGGUUAUAGUCGACAACGAACCCGAUCUCAAGAGCAUGAUUAUCUUCAAAAAACGCCCUAUGAUGCAGCAUCCCUGUCAAAUGAACAACGGCGGUUGCGAGCAUCUCUGCAUUCCCGAUGAUGUUUCGUCACGCACCUGUGCCUGUGGUGUUGGCUACCGCAAAGAAAACGAUAUUAAUUGUGUGGCUUACAAGACUUUCGCUGUUGUUUCACAGUUGGAUGUGACGCGCGGCUACAGCUUAACCGAUAGUUCUGAGGCGAUGGUGCCAAUCAGCGGACCCGCCCAUCACAUUCUGCACGUGGAUGUACUCUUCCGCGAACAAUGGAUCUACUGGGCUGAAUACAAUCGUGGCACAUGGAAUGGCAUCUUCAGGCGGCGCCCGAAUGGCACAGAGCUACAACAUAUCGUUAAGGAUGGUAUUGGCAGCAAUGGCAUUCGUGGCCUGACCAUCGAUUGGGUCGCUGGCAAUAUGUACUUCACAAAUAUAUACCCACAUGAAAACUAUGUGGAAGUCUGUUGGUUAGACGGCAGCAACCGCAAAGUGCUCGUAAAGACCACAACCGAUGCACCACGCGAACUAGCUGUUAAUCCAAUAAAACGUCUGCUGUACUGGAUCGAUUAUGGACAGCACCCGCGUAUUGGCAAAGCAUACUUGGAUGGGUCAAACUGGACACCAAUGGUAACAUCCGGCAUAUCUAAUCCACGUGACUUAACAGUGGAUAUGAUCACACACGAUGUGUACUGGGUUGACUCAAAGUUGGAUACAAUACAAAAGAUUUCGUACUCAGGCGGCAACCGUAAGAUCAUUCGUCGUAAUUUACCCAACCCAAUGGGUAUUGCCAUUUAUCUUAGCGAUGUUUACUGGGUAGAUCGAAAUCUGAUGACCGUUUUCAAGGCCUCUAAACUAUCGGGUAACGAAUCGACACCCGUACGUGUGCGCACAAAUCUCCAGAAACUGCGCGAUAUUGCCAUCUAUAAUAUAAAUAAUCAACCACAGGAUGACGGUAAUCCUUGUGCACGCCUCGGCAAUGGUGGCUGUGAUCAGCUCUGUUUCAGCUUCCCGCCUGAACAAACGAACCCCCCGCGUCUAAAUUACCGCUGUGAUUGUUCCACUGGAAAGUUGGCCGCGGAUGAGCGCAAGUGUGAGGUGGUCAAUGAGUAUCUCGUAUUCGCUACUCGCACUGAAAUACGUGCGGUCAACUUGGACCCACAUUCCACACAAGUGCCAUUCACACCGAUGAGCAAUCUAACAAAUGUUGUCGGCCUUGAUUUUGACUUUGCAGAAAAUCACAUGUUUUUCACACAAAUCCGUCCAUGGGCCAAGAUUGCCUAUACGAAGGCUUAUAACCCGAAUAGUAAUGAUGUCAAUGUGGUGCUGAGUAGAGGCAUUAAUCCUGAAGGUAUCGCCUAUGAUUGGACACAGAAAAAGAUUUACUGGACGGACAGCUCGAAUAAUUCUAUUUAUGCUAUGAACUUAGAUAGCACUGAUCUGGUAAUGAUUGCGCGUGUGGAACGUCCGCGUGCAAUUGUGCUGGAUCCUUGCAACGGCACGCUUUAUUUCACCGAUUGGGGUCGUUUUGGAACAUCGGGCAAGAUCUUCCGCACUACCAUGGCUGGAUCGUUGAAACGCGCCAUUGUUGAUAAAGAACUCUCCCAACCCAGUGGUCUGGCGAUCGACUAUGAUGAACGCAAACUUUAUUGGACUGACGCUGUACGUGAGAAAAUAGAACGUUCCGACUUGGAUGGUAGAAACCGUGAACUCCUUGUGGAUGCCACAAUAUACCCGUUCGCUAUAACAGUAUUCCGCAACUACAUUUACUGGACUGAUUUGCAGCUGCGCGGCGUCUAUCGCGCCGAGAAGCAUACAGGUGCCAAUGUCGUGGAGAUGGUGAAGCGAUUGGAAGACUCACCACGUGACAUACGAGUCUAUAGCGCUGACAGACAGAAAUGUUCUACCAACCCUUGUUUAAUAAAGAACGGCGGCUGCGCGCAAAGUUGUCAUCCGGCGCCAAACGGUAAAGCGGAGUGCAAGUGCGACGACGGCUCGAAGGUCGUCAAUGAGGGACGCAUGUGCGCGCCACGCAACAAUACAUGCGAGGCCAGCAAAUUCUAUUGCCAGAACGGCAAAUGUAUCUCGCGUAUGUGGUCAUGCGAUGGCGAUGAUGAUUGCGGCGACAACUCAGACGAAGAAUCAAACUACUGCGCAUACCAUUCAUGCUCGCCUACAGAGUUCCGUUGCAACAAUGGACGAUGCAUAUUCAAGUCCUGGAAAUGUGAUCAUGAGAAUGAUUGCAAAGAUGGCUCUGAUGAGAUCGAUUGCACUUAUCCACCCUGCGUGGAUGGGGAGUUCACAUGCGGCAAUGGACGCUGCAUACCUAUGGCGCAAGUUUGUAAUGGCGUCAAUGAUUGCAAAGACAAUACAACCUCGGAUGAAACGCACGAACGCUGCCCAACAAAUACGACCUGUCCGCCGAACCAUCUCAAAUGCGAGAACACUAACAUCUGCGUCGAACCUUAUUGGUUAUGCGAUGGCGACAACGAUUGCGGCGACAAUUCAGAUGAGGACCCACUACACUGUGGACAACGCACCUGCCCCACUAACAGCUUCCGUUGCCCGAACCAUCGCUGUAUACCAGCAACUUGGUACUGUGAUGGCGAUGACGAUUGUGGCGAUGGCGCUGACGAACCACCAGAGUAUUGCAAGUCGGAGGGACGCACUUGCUUCGGUGAUCUGUUCACAUGCGACAAUGGCAAUUGCAUACCCCGGAUUUACAUAUGCGAUGGCGAUAACGAUUGUCUCGAUAACAGUGAUGAGGACAGCAGACACCAGUGCAACGACCGCAAAUGUGAUGAAGAAACGGAGUUCACCUGCCUCGAAAAUAAGGCCUGGGGACGCGCACAAUGCAUACCCAAGAAAUGGAUAUGUGACGGCGAUCCGGAUUGCGUAGAUGGGGCCGACGAGAACACAACAUUACACAAUUGCGCCACCCAACAGCCUUGUGGCGAGGACAUGUUCACUUGCGACAAUGGCCGAUGCAUUAAUAAGGGCUGGACUUGUGAUCAUGACAACGAUUGUGGUGAUGGCUCUGACGAAGGUAAAUUCUGCAGCUCCAAAUACAAGAGCUGUUCCGAUCAGGAAUUCACCUGCCAGAACUUCAAAUGCAUACGCAAUCAGUAUCGUUGCGAUGGCGAGGACGAUUGUGGCGAUCACUCCGAUGAAGUGGGCUGCAAAAAAGAUAAUACAACAUGUCCCAAUGGCCAAUUUACGUGUACGAAUGGUCAGUGUAUCGAUUAUCAUUUAGUGUGCAAUAAAGUGCCUGAUUGCGCCGACGAAUCAGAUGAACCGGCGCAUUGUAAUGUGGACGAGUGUGCCAAGGUGGAGAUACAUCAGUGCGGACACAAGUGUGUGGAUACGCUAACAGGCUACUAUUGUGACUGUAAUCAAGGCUAUAAACUCAUGCCAGACGGUAAGGCCUGUGCUGAUAUCGACGAAUGUCUUGAACUACCCGGCGCUUGCUCACAGCAUUGUUCCAACACACCUGGCGGCUACUACUGCAAGUGCGACGAACGCUACUAUGAACGUCAGACGGACGAGCAUACCUGCAAGCGUAAGGACAACACCACGCCCUGGCUGGUAUUUACCAACAAAUACUAUGUACGCAACAUGUCGCUGGACGGUGGCCAAUACAAUCUGAUGCACCAGGAUCUAAUGAAUGUAGUCGCGCUGGACUUUGAUAUACAGGAACAGUAUAUGUACUUCUGCGAUGUGACUGCCAAAACCAUCUUCCGCGCCAAAUAUGGCAAUGAUGAUGAGAAGCCCGAGCGUGAAGCAAUCAUACGUCACGAUUCGCAUGGCUUGGAAGGCAUUGCUGUCGAUUGGGUGGGUCGCAAGCUAUAUUGGCUCGAUAGACACUCGAAGAACUUGGAUGUUUCGGAACUGGAUGGCACAAAACGCAAGACGCUCCGCAGUGGCGUUAUCGAUCCGCGUGCAUUAGUUGUGCAUCCGGGCAUUGGCUACUUAUACUUUACGUCGUGGCAUUUGCAAGCCUACAUCGCCAAAAUGGGCAUGGAUGGCACCAACUUCACGCGCAUACUAACCUGGGACGAUGAUAUUGCUUGGCCAAACGCCUUGACCAUUGAUUACUUUACGGACCGCAUUUACUGGGCUGAUGCGCAUCUGGACUAUGUUGCUUAUACCGAUUUGGAAGGUCGCCACCGGCACGUAGUGUUAUCUGGCGCGAAAGUGCCGCAUAUUUUCGCACUCUCACUCUUCGAUGACUAUCUUUACUGGACCGAUUGGAAUUUGAAGGGCAUAAUGCGCGCCAACAAAUUUACUGGCCAGAAUUACACAGUAUUGCGUAACACCACCCACCGUCCAUAUGACAUACAUAUCAACCAUCCACUAAGGCAACUGCCCUACACGAACCCCUGUGGCAAAGACAAUGGCGGCUGCUCACAUUUGUGUCUGAUUGCGCCACCGCCCGAGUCCACUUACUUUAAUAUUGAAGGCUACAUCGAGGAGGGUGCGCCGAGCUAUAAAUGCGCUUGUCCCAACCAAUUCUAUCUGGCACGCAAUAGUAAGACGUGCAUAGCCAACUGCACGGCCGGUCAGCACCGCUGUGGUGGUAACGAUGAGAAAUGUAUACCUUGGUUCUGGCGAUGUGAUGGAGAAAAGGAUUGUAAGGAUGGUUCUGAUGAGCCAGCGACUUGUCCGACACGUCAUUGCCGCGCCGGCACAUUCCAGUGCAAGAAUACGAACUGUACGCCAUCAGCGACCAUUUGUGAUGGCACCGACGAUUGCGGUGAUGGCAGCGACGAACAGAAUUGUGAUCUGCCCUGUCCCGAGUCCGAUUUCAAAUGCAAGUCCAGCGGACGCUGUAUAUUGGAUAGCUGGCGUUGUGAUGGCGAUGCUGAUUGUAAGGAUGGCAGUGACGAGGAUCCGGCUGUAUGUCACAAACGCGCCUGCGACCCAGACACGGAAUUCAGCUGCAAGAAUGGGCGCUGUAUACCCAAACUGUGGAUGUGCGACUUCGACAAUGAUUGCGGUGAUGAUUCCGAUGAGCCGGCCUACAUGUGCCGCCAACGCAACUGCACCACUGGUUGGCAACGCUGUCCCGGACAAUCAAACUACCGCUGCAUACCGAAAUGGCUCUUCUGUGAUGGCAAAGACGAUUGUCGCGACAAUAGCGAUGAAUUGCCCGAGAACUGUCCAAAAUGCUCAACGGAGACGGACUUCAAAUGCGCCAACAAUCGAUGCAUACCAAAGCAAUGGAUGUGCGACUUCUCGGACGACUGCGGAGAUGGCAGUGAUGAGAAUGACGCCAUUUGUAAGGGUAAAUAUCGUGAAUGCUCAGAGUCGGAGUUCCAUUGCGCCAAUGGCAAAUGCAUUUCGUCGCGUUGGCAGUGCGAUCAUGAGGACGAUUGUGGUGACAACUCGGAUGAGAUGAAAUGUGAGGGGUAUCAGUGCAAAAACGGCACCUUCCAGUGCAUGUCUGGUCACUGCAUUGCUUCAUACUUCCGCUGUGAUGGUGAUCGCGAUUGUCGUGAUAUGUCCGAUGAGAUUGACUGUCCCCCACGAUUCCCUGGCGGACGCUACUGCCCUGAGUCACGCUUCCAGUGCAACAAUAAUCUCUGCGUCUCGCCCUCUGACCUCUGUGAUGGCACUGACGACUGUGGUGAUGGCUCAGAUGAGGAUGUUAAGGUGUGUACCGACUUCAAUUGCGACACACUACGCCGCUUCCAAUGCGCCAAUCAUCGUUGUGUGGCGCGCUAUCAGAUUUGCGACGGUGUCGACAAUUGUGGUGAUGGUUCAGAUGAAAAUAAUAUGACGUUGUGCGCUAACAAGCAAAAACCAUGCGAUCUUUACACGCAAUAUCAAUGCGCCAAUAAGAACUGCAUUGAGCGCGCACAGGUCUGUGAUUACUCUGAUGAUUGCGGCGAUGCUUCCGAUGAGUUAGGCUGCCACCACACAAACACCUGUUCGGAAUUGACACGCGGCGGUUGCGAGCACCACUGCCACAAUCUGACCGAUGGCGGCUACAUCUGCGCUUGUUAUCCGGGCUACAUUAUUUCGGCGGAAAAUAAGAAGCGCUGUUUGGAUGUGAAUGAGUGCACGACACGCCAACACACCUGCUCGCAUAUAUGUAACAAUCUCAAUGGCACUUACUCGUGUUCGUGCCGCGAAGGCUUCCGAUUGGCUGACAGUCAAUCCGGCGUAUGCCGAGCUCAGAAAGAAGACAUUGUGUUAGUGUUUGCUAACGGACCAGAAAUACGCGGCUUGGAUGUACAGAAGCGUGAAGAAUUUGAUGUGAUAGCAGCGGAGAAACGCAUUGAAGCUUUGGAUUAUGACGCACAACAACAAAUCGUCUUCUGGGCGGACAGUUAUGAUAAGACAAUCAAACGUUCUUACAUGGUGAAUGCCUUGGAUGGUCAAGCGAAGAUCGGGUUUGCGCAAGAUUUGAAUAUGAAGGGUGGUUCCAAACCGACAGCUGUUGCCAUUGACUGGUUGGCAUCCAAUCUCUACUGGACUGAAGUGGAUCGCACCGGCUCGAAACCACGCGGUCGCGUUAUGGUAGCCAAAACAGAUGGACGCUACCGACGUUCAAUAGUGAAUGCAGGACUCGAAGUACCAACCUCCAUUGUAGUAAAUCCACAAUUGGGACGUACCUACUGGGCUGAUGCAGGUUCUGCGCCAAAGAUUGAAGUAUCUUGGAUGGACGGUUCGAAGCGUCGUCCACUCAUCACUGAGCAAAUUCGUCACCCUACAGGGCUUACCAUUGACUACUCACAAGAGCACAUCAUUUAUUGGGUGGAUACGAAAUUGAACACCAUCGAAUCAAUGCGCACCGAUGGCUCGCGUCGCAAGAUGAUAGUGAAAGGGGAUCAGCUGCGACAUCCCAUCUCUUUGGAUGUCUUCGAAUCGACAAUGUACUGGGUAACACGUGACUCUGGUGAAGUGAUACGUCAAGAUAAAUUCGGACGUGGCGUACAGGUAAUCAUACAUCGUAAUCUUGUCAAUCCGUCCGGCCUUAAGGUCUACCACGAACAACGUUACAAUACAUCGCUGCGAAAUCCUUGCUACGAGUCCAGCUGCUCACAUUUAUGUCUACUUGUGCCUGGCGGGCAUCGCUGCGCUUGUCCGGAUAAUUCUGGUCUGCUACCAUCGCAUCGCAGCACCGCCGAAGUGAUCUGUGAUGCCGCAGCGGAGCGACCACGUCCCGCGCCACGUAUUUGUCCAUGCCAGAAUGGCGGUCUUUGUCGCGAAGAUGAACGUGGCGAUUUGUACUGUGAAUGCCAGCCUGACUUUAAGGGCGAUCACUGCGAUCGCAGUGUGGCAGGCGCAUUCGGACAUGGUGGCACCAAUGUGACGGCAGUUGUAGUACCCAUAAUGGUGAUACUGCUGGUCUUGCUGACGGCGGGUGGCGCGUGGUACGUCAUACGCAAAAAGCCAUUUGGUAAAUUGGCGCGUCUGCCCACAUUAACAUCAUCACAAAGUGUUACCUUCCGCCACGGCACAAAUGUUGAGUUCAACGCUCCAGGUUUCCCUGGUGGCACAACCGCUGGUCCGUCCAACGAUGUAGCUCCUAUUGAGGGUUAUAAUCUACAGACUGUGAAUACGGCUAAAACGCGCGAUUUCUCGAAUCCCAUGUACGAUGCUGUGCAGUCGGGCACCAACACCGAUCCAAGCCUGAGCAAUGGAACAGGCAUUUACGAAGUGCCACAUGAUCCCUCCAAAUCGAAACCGAUUGGUCCAUUCACCGAGCCCGUCUCGGCCAUACUCGCGCCCAGCAGCAUAACACACAAAUCAUCACCGCAAUUGCAAUUGCGUACCAGGGAACUGGAUCCAUCAGCGGAUACCGGCAAGGAUACGCAAUACCUUGUUGAAGAGGACAAGUCUGAAUGCUGAUAUAAAAUUACAUAAAACGAAAUCCAUCAAAAUUACCAACACCACCACCACAAAAGCAGCAACAGCAACAACAACAACAACAAUAACAAAUCAAAUGUAACGAAUACAUAUUCCAACUAUUGCAUUGUAACUAAAACGAAAACAAAAACUAAAAGAAAACAACAAACAGACAGAUUUACUACGCUUUAGAAAAAAAACAAAAACAAAGUAACGAAAACUGCUUGUAAAUUAAAAAUUUAUGUAUGAAAUGAACAACCAAAAGUUGAAACAAAAAAUAAUAAUUAGAAAGUAAUUAGGUAAAAAAUCAACAAAAACAACAACAACAAAAGCAAAACAAUGCAAUUAAAACAUAUUUUUAACCUUAAAAGCAGCAAACUUUUUCUAAAUUUUUGAACACCGACUACAAAAACUGCAACAACAACAACUGAACGGUUUAUUAAACGUUCUGCUUUUACGAAUUUUACAAUGUAAGUGUUUGUGUAAGACGAAUUGCACAGAAGAAGCAAAAAACAAAAUACAAAAACUACAACAAAAACAAAAAUAAGAAACUUGAAAAUCACAACACCGUUAGCUAGACAUAUCCUUUUUGUGCGAAUGCCUACAAUUCAGCUGAUGUAUGUAUGUAUGUAUGUAUUUACAUACUCGUGCAUAUGUAUGUGUGCGCUGCUGGCGAAAACGCGGCUAAUAAAAUGAAAGUGAAAAUGGAAAUGAAAAUGAAGCAAAUGCAAAUGCAAAUGCGAAAAGAGCGAAAACUACUAAUGCAAUUAUUAAAUAUUAAGUUAAAUUAUGUGCAUAUGAAUAUUUUAAUGAGUAAAUAUUAAAAACUUAAACUUUAUUUAGGCCACUUGUUUUACUUUAUUCUGUUCUCUUUUUUUGUUUUUUUUUAACCCACACUUCCACGCUCCCAUGCCACUGUAAUACUAUACAUUCCAAAGCAAGCGUUGUGCUGUAUUUUACAAUCCACAAUCAAUUACCUUUGUGACUAUUUUGAAAAACGAAAAAUAUAACAAAAACAAAAACAACAACACAUCACAUUUUGCUUAGUGUUGAGGAUAUCGUAUACAAAUAUAAACAUAGUUAUACAUAUAUACACGUGCAUAUAUUUUUCUGAUUGCUAAAUGACAAUAUUACCACAAAAACAAUGCGAAAAAAUGCUAAUUUGUAUUUAAAAAAAAAUAUAUAUAUAUAUAGAUAUAUAUAUGAUAAUGGCGAAAAACCAAGCUGAAAGAUAAUAGAGAAAAUGUAACGCAAAAAAUUAAUUAAAAAAUAAUUUUAAUUUAAAAAAGUUGCAUAUACUAAAUGUAUGUAUGUACUAAAGGCGCGUAGAGGUAUACUUAUAUAUAAAUUUGCAAUGAGAGUGUUUAAAGUAUAUUUCCAUAUAUAUUUUUCUAUAUUAGGCAGGCGAAUGAAGUGCGUCAAGCAAAACGAAAACGGAAACGCAAAAAUAGUGAAAAAGUAAACAGAAAAAAAAACAUAAAAACUCAAAAGCAAAAGCAAUCUAUGAAAAGCAAAACAAAAGUAAACAAUUUUUAUAUAUAUAUUUUAAAAUGUUUUAGAUUAGUGCAAAUGAGUAAUUAAAAAGCAAAAAACAAAAAACAAAA
Anastrepha ludens (Mexican fruit fly) is the source of this 15674-nucleotide messenger RNA. It is a transcript of the gene mgl, whose product is annotated as low-density lipoprotein receptor-related protein 2. The transcript is spliced from 15 exons. The record is from RefSeq and is a predicted model, not a curated record. Lineage: Eukaryota; Metazoa; Arthropoda; Insecta; Diptera; Tephritidae. Gene Ontology annotation, molecular function: protein binding; calcium ion binding. Bases 1 to 14073 code for a protein of 4690 amino acids.